This is a messenger RNA of Paramecium tetraurelia, 657 nucleotides long. RefSeq lists its product as uncharacterized. The record is from RefSeq and is a predicted model, not a curated record. The transcript has 6 exons. Lineage: Eukaryota; Ciliophora; Oligohymenophorea; Peniculida; Parameciidae.
AUGUAGGUUUCAAUCGAGAUUGCAACAUGGACUCACAACAAUCAUGGAUUAUUCGAUUAUGAAUCAAAAGAAUUGAAGACUUCUAAAAUAAAUGUGAGAAACACAACUAACUUAAUAUUGAAUGAGGAAAAUACUGACACCAUUGUAUAAUCUGAUAAUGUUGGUGGCGAUUGCAUUGGCUCAAUAAGUUUUGAAGGCAAUUCAAUAUAUUUUAAAAGUAAUCCAGACUUUUAAGAUGCAUAUGUGAAAUUAGACCCAAAAUAAAAAUAAUAGUUAUAAGCUGGAGACCUCUUUAAAUUUGGAAGAAUGGAAUAUUUUGUUUCAGAGUUAAACAACGGAGACAAAGUAUGGAUGGCCGAAGACCAUUACAAUUUAGAAAGACAUAUUAAAAUACAAAAGAAGAAAGAUCCAAGACAGUGUAGGUUUUGUCUAAUGGAUGAUUAAGAGUAAACAGAGGACCCAAAAAAUCCAUUUCUCUAAGAUUUGUGUAGUUGCAAAGGAUUAAUGGCAUAUGUUCAUUUUGAAUAAUUUCAUGCAAAUAAACCUAGAAACACAGUUCAAUAUCAUUGGAAUAAAGUCUUGGAAUGUGAUGUAUGUAAAGACCCCCUUCCAGCUCGAGUCUAUAUUGAGAAUCAACCUGAACCCUCCUUUAGAUGA